CAUAAGUAAAAUAUCAGGCACAAAAGGACAGCAAACCAACGGCGCAACCGAACAAAACACACAAACACCACCAGAAUUAGAGCGGCUCCCAAGCUUUGCACAAAUAAAUACUCAACGAACACAAGUAAGUGCACGACUGUUGUGUCAACUAUCAAGCAAGCGAAGCAACCCCCACCACCAAAGCAAACCACUACUAGUAGUUAGAACAAAGCAAAGCACAGCAAAGCAACCAUGGGCCCUCCUCUGAAUUUCUUCAUGACGCGUCUCCUGUUUAUGGAGAAGAGCAAGGUGAACAGUUUAAAGGCCAAGUCGGACAAGGCGAGUGUCGAGAUUGUGGUGGACAAUCCGAGGAUACUUCCGGAGGCCAAGGCCAAAUCGUUGCCUCCCAUUCCGUUUCCUCCCGCUGCUCCUGACUCUCCUGUCGCCGUGGAAGGCUGGAAGGGGGUCAAAGUGGGCGGAUGGAUUAGUGGAUUUGGCGGCAGCAACAGCAAGCUCAAUCUUCCGGCUGUCUACGAUGAUGACAUGCCCGCUGCCAUUGACGCCUUUGACGACAUGAAGGUAAUAAUGGACGAUGAUAAUACGGAAAUGACGGAAGAAUCCAAUUCGACGACCUUUGACGUGGCACCCGCUGCCAAGUCGUCUCCCAAGACGCAGCUCUUUCCGGCCAAUUCGGCUCGGAAUAAUUUGAGCGGGAAAAAGAGCGGCAGUAUCGGCCGCAAGCUGGGCAAGUCGCUGCAACGGCCUUCCAUGAAAAAGAAGGGGUCGAGUAGUCUGAUGAGCAAGAGCAGCGGGCACAAGGAAGAUGGUAAUAACAGUAGCCCUUCGAGUAGUGGUGCCGAAGAUUAAGAGAAAACCACGAGGUCGUUUUGGAUUUGGGACGAGAACAUAAUGUUUUGGAUAAAGGGAGCAACGAGCUAGAAGUAGAGGCGCGGAACGGAAUUUAAUUCGUCUGCCGACAUGAGCAGCAAGACGAAACGAAAAAGACACCAGCACUGGUUGAAGGUCCACAUGCCGCAAGAGCUCUCCGCUUGGCCGACGAGCUUUUCUACCUUUCCCCCCAAGAAAACUGUUCUUCUUUUUGCUAUCUACGAUUGUACCUGUUGUAGAAGCCCAUGUAAAACACUACUUUAAUUAAAAUAAAAUAUAGAGCAAUUGCGUUGUCUUCCU
Seminavis robusta is the source of this 1167-nucleotide messenger RNA. The record is from the annotation of a GenBank genome assembly. Lineage: Eukaryota; Bacillariophyta; Bacillariophyceae; Naviculales; Naviculaceae.